AUGUCAAUGUUACCAAAUAAUGAAGCAUCUGGUGGUGAUGAACCUGCAGGCGUAGGACCACCAAUUGCAAAUCUAAAUAAGGAAUCAAAACAACUACUUAAACAAAUAUUACAAAUAUUCCAAAGUCCAAAUACACCUACACCAGAACAGCAGAGCCGAAUAUUACAAAUACUCCAAAGUAAUCCAUCUUUGACGGAUGAAUUUGUAAGACAAACUGGUAUUAAUUUAAAACCUGGUACACAAACACCACCAGCACAUGUAUUACAAGUUGUUAAACAAGUACAAGAAGAAGCAGCAAGACAACAAGCACCACAUGGUGGUUAUGGUAAAGUUGAUCCAUCAAACAUUGGACCAGUUGGUGUACAAGGUGAUGGUAGUGUUAAUACUGUUGGUGGUAUUAUGCAGCCAUCAACAAUGCAACGUUCAAUGCCUGUACCGAUGUUAAAUAAUCCACAAGGUAGACAUUUUAUACCAACGGAACAAUUGGGACCAAGAUAUCAACCAUAUGCUUUUAUGCAUCAAAAUCCUAAUCUUUGA
Molecule: messenger RNA, 537 nt
Organism: Aphidius gifuensis
Lineage: Eukaryota; Metazoa; Arthropoda; Insecta; Hymenoptera; Braconidae
Exons: 1
Coding region: 1-537 (178 amino acids)
Biological process (GO): regulation of DNA-templated transcription
Cellular component (GO): nucleus; histone acetyltransferase complex
Molecular function (GO): histone acetyltransferase activity; transcription coactivator activity
Source: RefSeq, a predicted model, not a curated record